AUGUCUACAUCGCAAGGAGUCAACGUGAGCACACCAUACCUCCCGACAUUUGCGCACGACAGAGUGCUCGGUGAUCGAUCAUUGACUGACCACAUACAGGUACUCCGGUGGUCGGCGCUGGUAGCAGGCAUAUUUUACGGCUUUUCGCACCAGAGAACAGUCACGGCACGAAGCCAGGAAGCACAUGUUCAAAAAGAAUGGAAGAACAAGGAGGACUUGAUACAAAAGGCCAAGCUUGAAUGGAAGAAGAAGCAGAAUCCACAACCUUUCACAAAAAGUGGUGAUGUAAUUUCGGAUCCAGAUGACAAGAACUUUGACCUGGAAGCAUAUCUGACGAAGAUGGCUGCGGACGAGAAGUGA
Molecule: messenger RNA, 360 nt
Organism: Lithohypha guttulata
Lineage: Eukaryota; Fungi; Ascomycota; Eurotiomycetes; Chaetothyriales; Trichomeriaceae
Gene: TIM11
Product: F1F0 ATP synthase subunit e, mitochondrial
Exons: 2
Coding region: 1-360 (119 amino acids)
Biological process (GO): proton motive force-driven ATP synthesis
Molecular function (GO): proton transmembrane transporter activity
Source: RefSeq, a predicted model, not a curated record